AUGUACCGCACAAUCGUGUUGGCUUUGUUGGCGCUUACAGCUUCGGCCAGACUCCAGGGCUUGGAGAAGAAGGUCACCAUCAACGACCUGGCCCUCUUCAACAAGUUCGCCACCUUCGCCGAAACGUAUGUGCCCAAUUUUCUGUUUAUUUAUACUCCCUCGUGCACUUCAAUCUAACUAGAAAAUAUUUUCAGUUUCGACAAGACCUAUGCCUCUGUCGAGCAAGCCCACGAACGUUUCCAGAUCUACAAGGCCAACUACCUUCAACUCCAGGUCUACCAACAGUAUGAGCAGGGAACCGCUGAGUUCGGAGAGACCCAAUUCAUGGACAUGACCCCCGAAGAGUUCCGCACCCAAGUCUUGACCAACAUCAACAUCGACGAGGUCGCCCCAGUCAAGAAAUUGACCGCCGAAGACUUGGCCCACCUCAAGACCGACCUUCCCGAACUCCACGACUGGAGAGAACAAGGACACGUGACCCCCGUCAAGAACCAGGGAAGCUGCGGAUCCUGCUGGGCCUUCUCCGUCACCGGAAACAUCGAGGGAGUCUGGAAGAAGAAGACUGGAGAACUUGUCAGCUUGUCCGAACAAGAAUUGGUCGACUGUGACGUCAAGGACCAAGGCUGCAACGGAGGAUACAUGACCUGGACUUACAAGUAAGUGUCGGGAGGAUUGGCGGAUGGAUGAUAUAACCUAGCGUCAUAGAACUCAUAAAUCUUGCCUUUCGUUGACUAAUUCUCCGAUUUUCAGCGAGAUCAUCCGCAUCGGAGGUCUGGUCAAGGAAGACGACUACAAAUACACCGGCCGCGGAGGAGCUUGCCAAGUCGACAAGUACGAGUUCGCCGUCUACAUCAACGACUCCGUCCAACUCCCCGAAGACGAGAAGAAGAUCCAGGAAUACUUGUUCCAAUCUGGCCCCAUCUCCGUCGGAAUCAACGCCAACCCUCUUCAGUUCUACAGCGGUGGAAUCCACCAUCCUCCCAAGUUCUUCUGCAACCCCAAGGGUGUCAACCACGCCGUUCUCCUCGUUGGAUUCGGUGAGGAAGGAGGAAAGCCAUACUGGAUCGUCAAGAACUCCUGGGGAACCGGCUGGGGAGAGAAGGGAUACUUCCGUCUGUACCGUGGAGAGAAUGUGUGCGGUGUCAACACUCUUGCCACCUCCGCCCUCAUCUACUAG
This is a messenger RNA of Bursaphelenchus xylophilus (pine wood nematode), 1177 nucleotides long. NCBI's taxonomy places the organism in Eukaryota, Metazoa, Nematoda, Chromadorea, Rhabditida, Aphelenchoididae. The record is from the annotation of a GenBank genome assembly.